UAUGGAUAUUCCAAAACAAGAUAGGAACUCGACCUACUUACGAGUUUGUCUCAAGAAACUUCAACCAUUAACUGCCUUAGAUGAAGAGUGUUCUGUUGCAUAUGCCUCUUUGGCUUCGCCAAAAUGGGGAACUAUUAUUGAGUUGCCUUUAAAAAAUGCAUGGAUGACAACUUUCACACUAACACUUCAAGUCGUUGAUAUUUCCUCUCCAUGGUCAACUUGGACUUUCUAUAAUGGAGCGUUACUGAGUGGGAGACGAUGGAAUUCUAUUUUGAGAAAUGUUAAUGGUCAACUAUUCCAUUAUAAGAUUAGAAUGGUUUGCAAUCAGAAUUACUACGCAAGAGAUUCAACUUGUAAAGCUGGUUGCCUCCAUGGUACUUGCACUAAGCAAGGAGAAUGCAGUUGUGAUCCUGGUUGGCAGGGCGUCCUGUGCAACGUUUGUAAAGCUUUUCCCGGGUGUAAAAACGGUUAUUGCCUCGACAAACCUUGGCAGUGUAUUUGCUAUAAAAAUUGGGGUGGUAAUUUAGAUUAUUGUGCAACCAAUUCACCAUGUAAAAACGGUGGUUAUUGUAAAAAUACGGCUGACGGCCACUAUAUUUGUGAGUGUAAGAGAGGAUAUCAUGGCUUAAAUUGCGAAUAUGUUUACGAUUACUUCUGUCAAUGUCCUUUGGACUUUACUGGUAAAAACUGUUCUAUUCCUCGCCCUACGAGAGCCAUAGGGAAUUUGCGAUGCCUUUGCAGUAGGAAUCAAAGGUGUUUAAAUGGUAAAUGCGUCUGUAAACCUGGUUUUACUGGUAUAAAUUGUACAGAUGAAAUAGACAAUUGCUUAACUGAUAGUUGUUUAAAUGGUGGAACUUGUGUCAACGGAUUAAAAGGUAUUGUUUGUAUUUGUAAAGAUCGUUGGCAAGGUCAAAGUUGUGAGUUAGAUAAUAGAAAUUAUCAAGUAAAUCAAACAUAUUCAAAUGUAUUAUACCCAUUAACAAAGGCAAAUGAUUGUCAAGCAAAAAUUUGUCAGAAUGGAGGAACUUGCAUAAAUACUGGUGAUGAAGGGUUUAUUUGCCUAUGUAAGUCAUAUUUUGAAGGAAAGUUAUGCCAGAAACGUAAAAAUCAUUGCCAUUCUCUACCUUGUUGGAAUGGUGGGAGUUGUUUUGAAAGAAUUGACGAUUUCCAUUGCGUAUGCUUAAAUGGUUUUAGCGGGAAACAGUGUGAAUCCAAAAUAAAUCAAUGUUCAUCUUUACCUUGUCCUUGGGGAUCCUCUUGUAUUGAAAAAAAUGGCUCUUUUAAGUGCAUUUGUCCCAAAUAUAGAAGUGGAAAACUAUGUCAAAAAACAGUGAAAAUUGAUUUUAAAGUACCGUAUUGUCAUUACAAACGUAAAUUAUACGUACAUAAAGAAGAAUGGGAAGACAACUGCAAUCUAUGCAAAUGUUUCUCUGGAAUUGUUAAAUGUAGCAAGCUAUAUUGCCCUAAUUAUAUUUUUUACAAAAAGAGAUGCACGGAAGAUAUUUCCAACUCGUUAACCGCUAUUAAAUGUUUUACACCAAACUGUAAUAAACUGCAAAGAUGCUCAUUUUAUAACGAAACCUUCUCCUCAAAGAAAGUAUGCGGAAAGAAAAAUUGUUCUAUUGUAACAUUUUGCUUUCAUAAAAACCGAUUAAAAGAGGGUCUAGCAAUUGCUGAAGUUUGUGAUAGGAUAAGAAGAUUAUACAGUAUUCGUAGAAUAUUUACAAUUUCAACGUUAUAUGUUGAAUGUUCACUAUCAAAUUCUAUAAGUGAAGAAAAGUAUACUAGAAGACAUUAUCGAUUAUCCUAA
This is a messenger RNA of Dimorphilus gyrociliatus, 1810 nucleotides long. Lineage: Eukaryota; Metazoa; Annelida; Polychaeta; Dinophilidae. The record is from the annotation of a GenBank genome assembly.